AUGGCAGACUUCUCAGUGGUCGUGGGGUUUCUGAAGCAAGUGCCUCGGUGCAGCAGCAUCUUCUUCAUGCAUCUCCUCCUCAUCCUCUGCCCGGGAGAGGUAGAUACAGAUGAGGUCAAGGUGCUGGGCCCUGGAGACUCCAUGUUGGCCCUUGUUGGGGAAACGGUUGAGUUCCAGUGCCACUUGUCGCCAUACCAAGAUGCAGAGGACAUGGAGAUCCGCUGGUUCCGGACCCAGCUCUCAAACGUGGUGUACCUGUACCAGAAACAGCAGGGGCUCUCCGACCCGCAGAUGCCAGAGUUCCGCAACAGGACCAUAUUUGAAGCUAAUGACAUCGUAGAUGGCAGCGUGACCCUGCACGUCCUCAGCGUGACUCCCUCUGAUGAGGGUCAAUACGGGUGCCGCUUUCUUUCCCACAACUUCUCUGGAGAAGCCAUGUGGGAGCUGGAAGUAGCAGGGUUGGGCUCAGACCCACUCAUCUCCCUUGAGGGCUUCAACGAAGGAGGCAUUCGGCUGCGAUGCAGUUCCAGUGGCUGGUACCCCAAGCCCAAGGUUCAGUGGAGAGACCACCAGGGGCAUUGCCUUCCUCCAGAGUCUGAAGCCAUCAUUCAGAAUGCCCAGGGCCUGUUCAGUCUGAACACAUCUGUGACUGUCCGAGGAGGGGCUCAUAGCAACGUGUCUUGCUCAAUCCAGAACCCCUUGCUAGCCCAGAAGAAAGAAUUUGUGCUCCAGAUUGCAGAUGUGUUUCUACCCAGAACGUCCCCCUGGAAGAAAGCGUUCCUGGGAACCCUGGCGGCCCUCCCACUCAGCCUGGCUGUGCUCACCAUCCUGGCGUUGCAGUACUUUUACAAGAAGCGGUGCUCCCAAGAAAAGCUGAAGAAGCAGGAAGAAAAGGACAGAGAGAGACUUCAGACAGAGCUUGACUGGAGAAGGUCCGAAGGCCAGGCUGAGUGGAGAGCGGCCCAACAAUAUGCAGUGGACGUGACCUUGGAUCCCACCACAGCGCACCUUAGCCUGGAGAUCUCAGACGACCUCAAGAGCGUGUCCUCCCGACCGGGGGCGCCCAGUAUUGUGGUCCACGGCCCGCAGCGGUUCUCGGAGCAGACCUGCGUGCUGAGCCGGGAGCGUUUCUACAGCGGCCGCCACUACUGGGAGGUGCACGUGGGCCGGCGCAGCCGCUGGUUCCUGGGUGCCUGUCUGGAGUCGGUGGAGCGCUCGGGGCCCGUGCGCCUGAGCCCCGCCGCCGGCUACUGGGUGAUGGGGCUGUGGAACAGCUGCGAGUACUUCGUGCUGGACCCGCAGCGCCUGGCGCUGACGCUACGCCUGCCUCCCCGGAGGGUGGGCAUCCUGCUGGACUAUGAGGCCGGGAAGCUGUCCUUCUUCAAUGCGUCUGAUGGCUCGCACAUCUUCACUUUCACCGACACUUUCUCUGGGGCGCUCUGUGCCUACUUCAGACCCAGAGCCCACGAUGGCAGUGAACAGCCGGAUCCGCUGACCAUCUGCUCUUUGCCAGUUAGAGGGCCACAUGUCCUCGAAGAGGACGACAAGGACAAUUGGCUACAGCCCUAUGAGCCGUUUGACCCUGCCUGGGCUGGUGGUGAUGAGGCGCUGUUGUGA
This is a messenger RNA of Arvicola amphibius (Eurasian water vole), 1617 nucleotides long. RefSeq names its product butyrophilin like 9 (gene Btnl9). Gene Ontology annotation, biological process: regulation of cytokine production; T cell receptor signaling pathway. NCBI's taxonomy places the organism in Eukaryota, Metazoa, Chordata, Mammalia, Rodentia, Cricetidae. The record is from RefSeq and is a predicted model, not a curated record. Gene Ontology annotation, molecular function: signaling receptor binding. The transcript has 9 exons. Gene Ontology annotation, cellular component: external side of plasma membrane. The coding region runs from base 1 to 1617 and encodes 538 amino acids.